Messenger RNA from Leptomonas pyrrhocoris, 1490 nucleotides. RefSeq lists its product as hypothetical. The coding region runs from base 117 to 1490 and encodes 457 amino acids. The transcript has a single exon. The record is from RefSeq and is a predicted model, not a curated record. Lineage: Eukaryota; Euglenozoa; Kinetoplastea; Trypanosomatida; Trypanosomatidae.
GCAGACCGGAAGAAUAUAUAUAUAUUGGUCUAUUAGGAGGCGUUAGCAUUUGCGUUGACUCAUAUCUUUCUUUUCUUUUUGGAUGUUGCAUUGCCCUCUCUGAAUCGUCAUUGCUAAUGCUACGCCCAACUCGACCACUCCGGCGCUCUGCUGACUUGUCGCGACGUUCCAGUCAGGGCUCGCAGGUGGCAUCGAACACCGCCGUGCCACCCGCUUCAGACACGCGUGACAACGCAAAUUCUGCGUUUUCAGCCGCUGACGGAAAGCCUGUCUAUCAGAGUACGACUACCCUUCCUUUUCUGCGCCCUUGUUUGACAACUCCACUUAAAAACCGAACUUUUGGCGCCGCUGAGCCGCCAGGGAAACGUGCUUCCCGGUGUGUCACCACAGCAGAGCUUGCCGAUGCGCCGUCCUGCACUGGCACCCGUGAGUCCGGGCUUAUGCGUCAUGACGAUGGCGCCGCUGUGUGCUUCGCUGCCACACCGCCGUCAGCUCCCGAGCCUCUCGCCGCGCAAAUGAGCGGUGCAGAUGGUUCAGUUCUUCACCAACGCGGCCUUCUACCAGCUGCGACGCAACGCCUCUUCACCUCCGACGAGAUUGCGCAGCUGCGUGUGGAGGCGCGGCUCGAGUACAGUCGAGGAAGACGGCUGCAAGAGCGCAAAGACGUUAUACACGAAGAAGGGCAGGAGCGCCGCCUGUUAAUCGAGGAUGCCAUGAGCCAGGCGCAAGCACUCCGCGACUGGGAAAAGGAGCGCUUUGCGGCCCUGCUGCGGGCAAAAUCUGCGGAGGCACUCCCGCUUCAAUUGUUGGAGCUGCGCAUUCAGGCGCGCCUCACGCACGACUACGCACGUGAGGACGCUGAGCAGAGGCGAGAAGGCCGAGCGGCGUGGAUAGAUCAGGUGGCAGAGAUGAAAGCGACAGUCACCAAGACGGAGACAAGUGCCGUCGAUCGACGGGCAGCCUCGCACCGGUUCCGCGCCGCCGUCACCUUUGUCGUGGUGCAAGAGCACAACAUCAGGACCUCUUUGGAGGAGGAGGCGGCGCGUCACUGGACGGCCUUCUUUCAAGCCGAGGAGACUAGCAAGGCUGAGGCGGCGCAGCGUGCGUUGGUGCGGUUCCUCAACACCCCAGAGCAGCUCGCCAUCACCGCUGCGCGUGAGCAGCGAGAGCGUCGGCAGGCAAAAAUCUUCGCGAAACAGCGCAAGCUGUUCGAGGAGCAACAGGAGAAGUUUACGAAAGGUUGUCACCAUGCGACCGGUGGGGUGUCCGUCUUUGAAGGUGACCCGCCUAAAAAGAUCUGCGGUCGAUGCCGCGUGAAGUGGGACGAGAAGUUGGGCUACUUAGUGCCCCUUGACCGCACUACUAAAUCCCACCCCCCUCCUCUUCCUCUGCCAUCCGCCUCUGUCACCGACGCAAAGCAGCACGCGCAUGCAGGCGCCGUAGCAACAGGAAGCAAAGGUUUUGCAGCGGUGAACAAAGCAAAGAGGUGA